Molecule: messenger RNA, 11675 nt
Organism: Pseudophryne corroboree (corroboree frog)
Lineage: Eukaryota; Metazoa; Chordata; Amphibia; Anura; Myobatrachidae
Gene: KBTBD11
Product: kelch repeat and BTB domain containing 11
Exons: 2
Coding region: 1394-3364 (656 amino acids)
Molecular function (GO): protein binding
Source: RefSeq, a predicted model, not a curated record
GUUGCAGUUAGAUAGGGGAGGAUAGGAGCUUGCAGUGCCCAGCAGCAGCCACUGAAUGGAAGAGAGAGGCUGGCACUUUCAUCUCAAUAUCCUGCUCUCCCCUCACUCCACACGUCUACCUAUUUACUUUAGCGUGUAGUGAUAGUAGCAGGACAGUGUACUUAUAAUGCAAGACUAAGAAGAACCCCCAGGGGCACCUAUAUAGUGACAUAAUGUAGGUCAGUUUAUUUGCAUGCCAUCAUAUGGCCAGCCCUGUGCACACAUCAGUCAGUCUGCUUACUAGCAGCCUCCCAGACAGCGGGGCUGUUGUGGAUAAUCUAGCUCUGGAUCUGUGCUGCUGGUGCAUUAUUCUGCAUUGUUCCUAGCAGCCUGAAGACAAAGACAGAGGUUACGAUUUGAUGCUUUGGUGUAAUCCCUUUGGAGGGGUGGGGAGCCUGUGUUCUGUACAUCACUGCUGCUGAGGUGGCUUCGAAGACGGAUCCGAUCUGCUCUAUCAAGGGGAUUAUUCGCCCAAAUCACAUCUGCUGGCUGGAAACGCAUUGUACAAGUCCCCAUGACAGCUCGGUGCCCCCGGAUCCCCAUCACUCUGUCCGGAGACUGCACUCUACACUGACUGACACACAGGGCAGAGUGAACAGCAGAAGACCAACAGAAUAAAAGAAAAGAAUCUAAGGUCUUCAGUACGAGAGGAGCCAUUAUUACAGUGUCGAUCCCCUGUUACAUGGCAAGGAAUGUGAGCUCGGAGCCCUUACAGUUAUCACUGAAAGCUGAUUAACUUCUGAAGAGAUUUAUACAUUCAUCCUGCAGUGUCACCUUAAAGAUAAUCAUUGUCAUUAAUUCUCAUAACAGUUCUGCUGCUAAAACUGUACAUGUAAAGCAGUCAUUAAACAUAAGAUAACCCCAGGAAAACUGGAAAAUAGUGGAUCACAAAUUCCUCCUGUAUAAGUCAUAUGGAUAAAAGCUGACUCACUUCUCUAUCAUUACACUACGUGUCCUAGCGUGAAUAGUAAGCUACAAAACACUGUAUGUAGUUUUCCUUUUUCUUUUAAAAUAAAUUUUCUGCCUGUGAACUCUGCUCCAGUGAAAGGCCUAACAAAGUGCAGAUCUUAGCUGUGCUAAUUGGAAACAGGUAAUGAUGUAAAUAAAACAAUCCUUUCUGGGCAAACAUUAGAGGGCUGAAAAUCUUGUAAAGUUCAAAAGAUCAGUAUUAUGUGUAACUGCUGCAGCCCUGACACACCCCUCUGCUCCCAGCAGCGAGAUCAGCAGUCUGUGAAAGGCGCAGUGUUGAAACAAACCCUAUCUGGUUGUAUGCCAAAGACACAGAAGUGAGAAAAAGAGAACGCACAGUAAAACACAGUGGAUAUGUGAUUGCAGCUUCACAAAACUGCAGGACAUGGAGAACUCGGUGUCUAUUGCAUGUUAUCCAGGUGAUCUGAAUGUAAAUGAUGGAAAAACAGGGACUUCUGCAAAGGGGACAUGUGAGUACAGCACAGUGCCUGGAGAUGGGACGGAGGCAAGUGGCAGCUCUGUACAGCUUAUACACAGUGAGAUAGACAGUAUACACCAUUCUGAGACUAAUGGUGGCUACAGUCAUCAAUCUGACCCUGUUGGGAAGCCCCUGCUUAACCUGGAGACUUCUGGGCAAGUAUCUUACAAUGAUGCUGAUGACAUAUCAGUUUCUGAACCACUGAGUGAUGGGAGCAUAUUGACUGGAGGGAGCCAGUGGGACAUGAGCAAUGCUGAAUCAGAAGAAGAUGGUGAGGAAAGAAGUUUAUCUGAGUCUGUCUCAAUAAGUGAUAGUCUCCAAGAACAUGGGAAACAAUGGGGAAACCAACAGAGGGAAGACUGUGCUAUCCGUAAAUCUGGUGAAUCAAGUGACAAGCAGGAAAGGGAUAUCCAACUUGGUAUCAUUGAUCCUCCCGGAGAACCAGACCUGGUGAUUGAAGUGACUGGUGGACAAAGGAUCAAAGCACAUAAGUCUAUUUUAGCUGAGAAAAGUGAUUACUUUAGGGCACGAUCAUCAAGAGACAUGCUUAAGAUCAAAGGUAUAAGUUACCAGACUUUGCAAUUACUUGUGGAUUAUAUUUAUAGCUUAAAACUGGAGGUGAAGCAGGACAAUGUAGUGGAGGUAAUCAGUGGCGCAAAGUUCCUGCAGAUCCCUUGUGCUGUGCAGUGUGCCAUGGAUAGCAUGAAAUCCCAGAUAUCACUCAAGAACUGCUAUCAGGUACUCUACAUUGCAAAGAAGCAAAGACUGAAUGAGCUUAAGGAGGCUGCCUACAAAUUCAUGAGUGACCACUUCCUACAGGUUCUGAGAGACCCAGCAGUCUAUGGCAGGCUGACAGGGGCAGAGAGAGACCUUAUUCUUAAACGCAGAAUGGAUGGAAAACAGCACUUGGCUGUGGCAGACAUCAAUGAUGCAUUUGAACGCUUGAGCAGUUGUAGUAGACCCCAAAGUCGAGAGAGCAGUAGACCACAGAGCCCUUCAUCAAUUAUAUCACUGGAGGAUGAUGCAAACACCUAUCAGGUACAUUGCUACAAUGAAUCCACUAGGAGAUGGAGGUCUCUGACUAAAUUGCCAGAGGAGGCAAACACCAAAGGUUGUGGGGUAUGUGUAUUCUAUAACUAUCUGUUCAUUGCUGGUGGCAUUAAAGGUAGUGGUGAAAAGGCAAAACUUUCUGACCAGGUCUUUUGCUACAACCCAUUAACUGACUCUUGGGAUAAGGUUCGCCCACUCUCUCAGCCCCGUUCUCAGCUGAAACUCUUGGCACUUGAUGGCUACCUGUAUGCUAUCGGAGGUGAGUGCCUCUUUACGGUGGAAAAGUAUGAUCCUCGCCUGGAUCGUUGGAGCUCAGUAGCUUCAUUACCUAAGGGUGCAUUUGCUGUUGCCCAUGAAGCUACAACCUGUAAUGGAGAGAUUUAUGUAUCUGGUGGGACUCUUUUUUACCGUCUACUCAAGUAUGAUCCCAAACUAAAUGAGUGGCAGGAGUGUCCUUUUAACAACAGCCGUCGGCGCUCUGCUGGCAUGGUAUCCCACAAAGGCUGCAUCUACCGAUUUGAUAUUAGCCGUGAUCAUGGCCUUAGCGUUUUUACCUACAAUUCAAUGGCCAGGCACUGGAGUCAGGGGGUCAACCUGCGUCCUGGUCCAGGACCACCUCCUCCCAGUUUGCCAUUUCGAUGCACAGUGAUGGGAAAUAACAUCUAUUGCUUGAAUCGAGCUAUAACACUGAGAGUACCGCUGCCUGCAGAAGGAACUGGGGGAGAAAUGAGUGUUUGUGAGCCAGAGUACUUUCCAUCACCAGAAGAGGCUAAGGGGGUCUUAUUUUCAUUUGUUCUCUCUUUGCCUGAGACCAAAUCAGUACAUUAAGACCAAGGUCUGUACAUGCAUAAUUAAUUCGUCAUUGGCAUGUUUUAUACGUUCAUUAAUUUAGAUGACCAAAUACAUGUAUGCCAACUGCACAAGCUCACAUAAAACUGCAUGUCAGUCACUGUACAGAUAUCAUAAAUAUGUGAGUAUACAGCUCUUAUAACUGUUUAUUUAUUGGGAAAUGUCCUUGUAAAGCAAAGCCAGCAUACAGACCCUAAUCAAGAGAGAUGUUGCAUGUAUUAGUCAUAUUGCUAUGUGUUUAAUAUUAACCAUGCUGUGGGGACAGGAAGGGGUCAACACUUGUAAUAAGAAAGCAGUAGGAAGUAAUGCAGGUAAAUGGAAUUAUAUCUGAGAAACGCUGCUAACCUUUGGAGCUGUGCAUUAACACAUCCUAUUACUGUAUAUUACACAUUACCCUUCUGUUAUUGAAAUGAUCCUUACAUCACAUGUAAAGAUAGUGCACCCACAUUUACAGUAGGUAAGAAAGCUGAAACCAUUUAUUAUGGAAGCAGAGUGCCACUGAAUUGCAAAACAUGCUUUGCUUGCCUUGCCAAGUAAUUUUGGUACAUGCAGCUUACAGUACCUGUGAUACUGUAUAGGAUAAAUGAAUCCAUAUGUUGCUUAACCUUUACCUUUCUGCAUGUUAUUCAGUGAGCAUAUUCAUCUUAAUUAUAUGGAAAUAGUCAUUCCAACAUUUUUACUACUGAAACAUUCAUGGAUAUUGGAAGUUACAUUCGAAACUAAUGACCAAGUUAUGCACGGUAAUUCAUAUGAUCAUUUGACCAUUUCAGUGUAAUUUGGUGUAAAGAGACAUCAUAUUAUUAUAGAUGCUAUAGUAUUCACAUGGGAGUUCACUGAACAUAUAUUGCAUUUUGAACUAAACUGACAUUUUAAUUUGAUUUAUACUUUGACAUUUAUAUUUGUUUCUUCCUCGGAAAUGCUGCAUCUUAAUGACACUAGCAUAGCCUGUAUAACCCCAAUGGGAAGCAUUUGUGUGCUGUGUUAUUCCAGGAAAGAAAUGCAUUGGGAACUUCCCACCCCACUACAGAAACUUUGCUGGAAAAUGAAUCUAACAAUCCAUAAUAAUUAACUUUGUUCCUGAUUUACAUUACAAAAACUGCAUUAGUUUAUUGAUAUAAUGCAUAAGUAAUAUGCAUAGACUCCUGUAAAUAAUAGAUGUAUAAACAGUGUCAUCACUGCAUUGUUCAUUAUAAAAACUUGUGUAUUAAAUGGAAUAAUGAAUAUUGGAUAUUAUAUAUAUACAAAUAUAUAUAUAUAUAUAUAUAUAUAUAUAUAUAUAUAUAUAUAUAUAUAUAUAUAUAUAUAUAUAUACCCUUACGGAUAUUGGAAUCAUGGAAGAUUUAUCUGACAUGCCCAGAAACAUGUGGCUUACAGCUGUGAGCUUUUAUAAGAUCACAAAACUCUAUAAUUUGAAGUAGUGCACUAUCCUAUAUAAAAAUAGCAGAUGAAUGCAAUAGAUGGUAAAACAGUUGAAAACUAGAAAAACUGUUAUGUUCCUUUUGGAAGUUUGUUAUACUGUCUUAUAGUGACAAAAACUGUUUCUCUUUAAGAUUUUAUACACAGUUGUUAAUUUUACACAUUCUUAAUGACUAGCUCUUUAAAUGCGCUAUACGCUGCUUACUAAAAGAAUAAAGUCUGUGCAAUAUAUAGGAGUUCAUUGGAGAGAAUGUAAAGUACAGUACAAAAUGAACUAUGCUGUAGUGAACCUUUGGAAUACUCUGUUAAAAGCUAUCACUGAGGCAUUGUUUUGCAAUGCUCCUGUGUGCAUGGUGGAUUUACUGUAUAUUGACCCAGAUCUAACUACAUAACCUGUUUGUGUUGAACAAAGUUGCUUUUCUUAUGCAAACUUAAACCAUUCUUGCUGGAAAAUGAGCUUCCAGUGAUUAAAAACAAGCAGAAAUGGAUUCAUCAUGCCUGUGUGCACUGCGUGAUACAGCUUUCAUAGUAGAUUGACAGGUACUGUUUGCACUUUAGCAAUCCUGAGCUUUGGAAAAUGUUUUUUCCAUGUAAACUAUACUUUCCAUUUUUCUUUGCUGUAAGCAAUCCACAGUUUGUGUAAAAUGAAACCUAAUGGCUUAGCGCACCCAUCGCUCAAUCGUUAAGCGAUUAAAGUUCAAAAACUGCAAUCAGAGACAUAGCUGGAAAAACAAAGCUGCAGUAAUAUAUAUUUUAUACUGUCCACAGACACUCUGUAGGAGCAUUUAUCUAGAUGACUCUUACUCAUAUAGGCAUGAUGCGCCGCUACUGCUCAGUUUAAUGUAACCUACUGUUCCCGAUCCACAGUGAUGGUCCAGGGAAUUGUAUAGUUGAUAGAUGGAUUAUUUUUAGUCUACUGACAGGAGUAACAUUUCUUUAUGACUAAUCUCUGAUGAUAGGACAUCACAAUUUAUAUGCCUUCUACUGACAGGAGCAAUAUUUUGUAUUUCUGACACCAAAUGUAUUAUUGACAAGAAUGUAUAGCAAAGACUGUGUAUAGUAACCUGAAAUAACUUGCAUGUUUAGAAUUAGCUAAAUAAAUCUACAGUACCAUGUUCUCCUGCCAUUUUAGUGGUGAUUCUCUUUGAAUUGAACGGCAGAAAUACUAUAUUGGCUGGCUGACUCAUAUACAGAGGUGGUAAGGCCAGUGAUGUUGCAGUAGCUCAAAUCAUGGGAGUAUUCAAUUAGUGCUGUUUUUUUACACUUUUUGCUAUUUUUUACGGCGAAUGGGGAUUCGCCCUAUGCAAUAGCAGGGCCUUUUUUGGCCUAGAUGAAACAUUCGGUAGGAGCGAAAAACAUGUGGAUCGGCGAAUCCGCAUGUUUUCGCACCUGCGCCGGUGAAAACGCUGGUUGUUUUCACUAAUUUUGAGGCAUUUUUCGCCAAAAAAAAGAAAGAAGUGAAAAGGCAUUGGUGAAAAAUACCUUAAAAACAGGCGAAAAUGGUCCGCAAUUGAAUACUCAGGGGGGUAAAUGCGAUAGCUCCGAAAUUGCUGGGGCUAAUUCAAUACCCCCCUUUGUAUCAAAUCCCUUUUUGACACUUUGGCAGAUGUAUCUGUCUGUAGUAGUGAUAGAAUACUUUAACGGAGCAUAAGUCGAAUAUCAAGCCAGCAAUGUUACCAGUAUGAUUCAUAUCUAAUAUUGUAAAUGUUGGGGUUUAGUUGUCCCUUAACCACGGGGUGCAGUAUAGGGAGGUACUGGUACCUAAAACUGGGGGGGUAAACACUAUGAUUCACGAGCAAGUUAGUAGUCAUUGGCUAUGAACUGGAAGUCAUGUCUUUACUUAGUAUGGCCAAUAAACUGUUAUGAGAGAUACAGAAAAAAUAAUUUUAUAUAUAUAUAUAUAUAUAUAUAUAUAUACUGUAGUAUGCACCAAAGGCAGUCUAUUCCCAAGAAAGUGCUUUAAAAGGCUUUCUUUCACAACUUGUAGCUUAAAGCGACAUAAGUAUUACUAGUUGUUUUUUGUUGUCUGUACAGAAUUGCAAUGUUUCACUUUAUAUGCAUGAGGGACAUGUACAUUUUAUCUGUAGCUAUGAAUGGGCCAUAAAUCAGCAAUCAUAAAAAACAAUUCACAGAUUCUGUGAUUUCCCCCCACCCAAUUUGAAGAUUCCCCAGUUCACCAACCUGUGCCCCCUAAUUACAGUACAUUACAGAUAGUUUUCAGUGAUUUGCAGAUCAUUUUCAGCAAAUACAGAGAUCUGCCAACCUUUAAAGGCUCAUCAUUUUACUAGUAACGGUCUGCAAAUCUGCUGAAAUGUCACCUCCUUAUCUUGAAACCUUCCCAUUCCUUUGUGUACCACCACCUCAUAUGUACUAACAAGAGUGUCCCAUGGGAGCUAUUGCCUUCUUUCUUUCCUUUUUUCCAUUGCAGUAAAGGGGCAUUACAUCUCUUUUAGAACAAUCCAUGUUUUGAAGAGUUUUCCUUCUUGAAUAAGGCAACUGUGCUCUUAGGGAGCUUUACUGUCACCCAGAGACACCCCUGGGUGCUGAUAAUGAGUUUGUCUUCUCAUUCAUACAGGUGCUUCGGGCACUGUAUGAGGCUGUCCUCAAAGAGGAGACGUUUGUCUUGUUCAGAAAACAGCAGGACAGACCAAUUGUGUGCAGCCUAGUGUGUCCUCCAUGUUAUCAAGGGGCUCCCAUCACACAGCCCAGGGUGGGGGGAACUCCCCUUAGGCGAGUCUGUAAAUGUUUACAGGUGAAAUAGGGUGAGCACUGUGUGUCUAUCUUACAAGUCAGUGUGUGUCUGUGUGACCUGUGAACCUUUAUUCUAGCACUGUCAUUGUGACUGCCCCUCAAUGCAGCAUGUGAUUCUGUCCUGUCCUGUAAGUGUAUCUGUCUGACUUGUGAGUCUGUCUUCUAGCACUGUCAGUGUGUCUGUCCAUUAGUCCUGCUUGUGGUUCUGUUUGUCCUGUCAAUGAGUCUCAGUUUUGUCUGGCUGUUCUCCAAUACUCUCAGUUGGCACUGCACAAGUUAGUUUGUGUUAUGAUGCUAUAUGGCCAUCCACCACCAAGCAUGGGAAAUAUUGACUGUGAUGAUUAUUUGACAUUUUACAGUUGUUAUUAUAAGAGAUUAAACACAUUAAGUAAAGUGACAUAGACCAUGUAGUUGAUGCAGCAAGAUGCAGACCUGAAGGCACCUGAAACUUACACUGUGUGGUGAAUGCAGAUAACUUCACUGCAGGUGUGGGGAAAAAACACCACAUUACCCUUUUAAAUAUAGUAUUAAUCUCAUUAGUUAAGACUGUGUGAAUAUGCAGCACCUUUAGACUAAGCCAUAAAUAUGAGAUCAUUUAUCUACAGAAAGUGUCUGCUUUAGGAUUACUGCUGCAGUUUUUCUUGACUUUGUUCCUUAUUCAAGUAUUUAAUAACAUCCCCCCCCCCCCCCCCCCCCCUUCCCCUUCCUGGUAGAAAUCCUGCCCUUGCAUAUUUAACAUAUGCUGUGUUCUGUAGCUACUACUGUAUUUCUGAAAUGUAACUUUUCUGGCCUCUGGCAUACCUGGUCUUUUACAACAUACUGUAUGUAAUAUUAUUUUCGAACUCUGAUAAGAAAGCAGAAAGUUACUGUUCUGUAGUUCACGUUUAUGAAUGCAAAAUGUGCUCUUGCAUAGAAUAACAUGUUAAUACAUUUUACCAAACAUUUAUGGCAGUGGUUCCCAAACUUUCUUGAAUCACGGCACCCUAAUGUAACAGCAUUUUUGUUAUGGCACUCGUAGAAUAAAAGUUUUUUUUAUUGGCAAAUUUUGAAAAAAAAGAUGAAAUUAAUUAAAUUGUUCCAAUCACUUAGGUUCAAUUACAAGGUUAUGGAUCAAUGGGUCGACAGUCAGAAGGCCAACAAUGUCUACAUGCACAAGAUCAACAUGGUGAAAAUGUCGACAUGGAAAUGGUCGACACAUGAAAAGGUCGACGGUAGUUUUUAGUGUUUGGAUUUUUUGGUCAAAAAUGUCCCUUACAGCACAUGGACCCCAAAUUAGUGCACCGUGUCCCCUCGCGUACUUAGCUCAAUUGCCAUACUUUGGGGGAGGUUACUAUUCCCAAUUGUAGUACACAUGGAUAGUAAAGUAUGAAAAAGUCCUAAAAAUGGAAACAAUUAUACCAAAAACUCAUGUCAACCUUUUCAUGUGUUGACCAUCGUCAUGUCAACCUUCUGUCCAUGUUGACCUUUUGACAAUGUCGGCCAUAUGCAUGUUGACCAUUUGAUGUCAACCUACUGGCUGUCAACCUUUUCACUGUUGACCUAUCAUCCAGAUACCCAGUUACGUGGUGGUGUACAGUUGUGCUUCUGAUUGUUCACAUGUUUUAUGAUUGGCAGUUAUUAGCACUGGUUUUGCCUAUCAAUUUGCCCACCAUCCCAAGGUACCCCUGCAAGAGGCUUGCGGCACACUAGGUUGCCUAGCCACACAGUUUGGGAACCAUUGACCUAUGGAAUAGCAGUACAACAGUGAGCUCUCCAUAUAAAUAUGGUACCCAAUGGAGCAACUUUCACACUAUUGUUUCCAAAAAACAGAGUGCAUAUCAUGGUUUGGAUGCCGCUUCUUUUUUAUGUUAUUUCCAGAAUGCUAAAGGGCUAUAAGUAUAAAGCCGCUGAGACAAGUUGUUCUCAGCCACCAAUAUAGGGAGCAUUGCAGGUGGUGGAUCGGUUACACAGACCAUGGAGUACUAGGUCAUUUUCACAGUUAUUUUAUGUGCUCCUAGUUCUACAUGCCCCUGACCUGACAAUUUUCAUGUGUUGUGUUCAUCUUUCCACCCCCAGCACAAAGACAAUGUAUCAUACUCUUAGCACUUAUUUUCUAGUCCCAUUGAGCAAUGGACUGGUGAUGGUACAUAUCCCAGCAGAGAGACACAGACCCACUUUGAGUAAUUUACAUCUGAAUGGUACAGAGCUCAGGACAACAAAACAUCGCCCUCUGUGACACAAAACAACACAAAAUGUAACUAUUAAAGUUAUUGCCAAUUUGAAGGUUCCAUUACCAUCUAUUCUAGAUUCCUGUGUGUUUCCUAGGAGCUCAUAGUAAACUAAACCAAGGCUUAUUGCACAUCUGGGUGUAAAAGAGGACCAACCAGCACUAAACAAGACACGCUUAUUUAUGUUUAUGUGGUUGUAAAAGCUUACCACUUAAUGAUAAAUCCCACUAAGAAAUACAUACAUUUAGAGGAAACAAUAGCUCAAGAUCCCCCCAUCACACACAUUGUUAAUGGAAGGCCAUACAUUCUUCAGCCCACUAACCUGUGCAACAAAGCAAAUUACUGUGACUUCCACAUGCAAAUCAUCCUCACUUCUUCAUCAAUGGGGUUGCUCUUCCCCAGUCCUCCAUAAAACUGCUAUGUUGUAGUUAAUUUCAACCCUGCAGUUCCUAUGCUCUGUAUUGUUAGUGUUUUAUAAGUAGCAAUGUUAUCAAAAGGUAAGGUACAGUAUUAACUCAGAAAACGUAUUUUAUGUGUAGACCAGUGUUCCUGAAACUUUGGUCCUGACGCACUCAAAAGAUGGUCAAUAAACAGGAAUAGGCGGAUUUGAAUGGAGAGUAUAACAACAAUGGCACAGUUGCUAAUUUGAUUAUAUACGUCGGUGGUAUUUGUAGAAGAUUGUUUUCUCUCCCAACAAGUCCUGAGUUUGUGGGAGUUGCCUGAGCAAAAUGUGUGGUGACACUCUAUGAUACAGGCUAGAGUUAAUUCUUCACAAGUUAUUAACACACAUAGGAGGUAAUUGCUGUUCCAUGUGAUAUGAGCAGAAGUCAACAACAGUGAUUAUAGAAUGGUAACAUGACUUUAGGCAGGAUAGGCAGAAUUAUGCAAAUUAGGCUCAGCUCAUCAUUCAAUUUCUGAUUUAAACUAAUACAGCAAGCAUUGAGCACAUAUUUAGAAGUGAGAAACAGGUUACCAGUAUGUGCUAUACAUUUUAUAGGGUUUAUACUACUACAUUCAUUUUACUUCUUGGUCCUUGUAGGCAGAAAACAGUCUAACUGAUAAAUAUUCUGACCACUUCUGGAUCACAGGUUUGAUAUUUGUUCCUUUAUGUACAGACUUUUGACUAGAUUAGCAUAACUCAAUACAAAACUGCCAUAGAUAUGACAUACGUAUCAUUUAAAACAGUUCCAUUUCAUCCUUACUGCGAUCUAUGAAUUGUACAGAUACUAUACCAUGUAAAUACGCACGACUCUAAGUGUUUUUUGCAAAGUGUCCAUCCAGUAAUCAUUUCAUCAUUAUGAGGCUCUUGUUUACAGCAAUGCAUUUCAAAUUGUUCAACAAAAGAAAGUUUAUAUGAUAUAAUGUAACUUUUUAUAAAACUAAUAUUGUAGGUCUAACUUAAUGUAACUGGAAAUAGAGAACCAUUCUGGGGUAAUUUCCUUUACUUUAGCCAUUUCUUGGCAUGUUUUGGUAUUUCUACUGUUCUGUGAAUCUGUACAAUGCUAUGCAUUUAAUAAUAGUUGAGCAUUUUAAUAUGCAUUGUAUUUCCUCUUUGUACCUGCUUUCGCACUUAAAAAUGUUUCAUUGGAAUAAUUGCAGUCUGUUUCAAACCUUCAGGGUUAAAAAAAAAUUAUUCCAGUGUGUCUUUUCUUAUCUGACAGCUAAACUGUUGUUGCCAUUACAGAAGCUGCCAUUGCACAUUUAUUUUACAUUCCAGGAAUUGCUGAACUGAGUAUUGUUUUACUACGUGGAUUAUAGUAAUGAAUAUCGGAGGAACAUGAGUAAUAGAAACUCUCAGAUACCCUUAUUUCUGCUUUUUCCUCUGUAUGCAUUUGUUUAAUUUCAAUGUUAUGUUAAUUGUUAUUACAGAUUAAAGAUGAUCUUGUACUAUUAAAAUAGCAGUGUUCUAAAGAAAA